Messenger RNA from Notothenia coriiceps (black rockcod), 1530 nucleotides. RefSeq names its product methyltransferase like 25 (gene mettl25). The coding region runs from base 10 to 1323 and encodes 437 amino acids. The record is from RefSeq and is a predicted model, not a curated record. Lineage: Eukaryota; Metazoa; Chordata; Actinopteri; Perciformes; Nototheniidae. The transcript is spliced from 10 exons.
GGUGCUGAGAUGGAGACAGAUGAGUUUAUGAAUUCCAAGAAAUCUCAUGAGGUCCAAUCCAUGUCUGAGGUGGUGGCCUGUCUGGCCCAGCACUGUGGAGUGAAACAGGUGAUAGAUGUAGGCUCAGGGAAAGGCUACCUGAGCUCCUUCCUCUCCCUGCAGUAUGGCCUCCACGUCUACGGCAUCGACUCCUCCAGCUCCAACACCCACGGAGCCCAGGAGAGGAACAGGAAGCUGAAGAAGUUCUCCAGGGCGUACCAGAAACACAACAAGGCAGUGAGGGCACAAGGAAAGGCUGCACAUUCACCUCAGGAGGAGUCAGAAGAAAUAAAACCUGGAGUGGAGGGAGACAAUGAUUUUUCACAUGGAGACGGGGUAGGGUUGUCACAAGAGGAGGAAAAAGAAUGGGAUUCAGAGCCAAACCAAGAACAGGACUUCUUCCUUAGUGCCCUAUCAGUGGAUGUGAUGCAGCCUUCAUCCCCCAGAGUUCCCUCCAGCCAGCUCACUGAUGAGGAGAGGGAGAGGAGGAAGAGGGAGAGCCUGGAGAGGAAAGCUCAGAACAGAACCAGUGCCAACGACAUGUUUUCCCCUCUCACUUCUUAUGUUACUGCGGAAACUGAGCUCCGAGAGCUUAUCGACGAGCUGGAGGAUGCGGUCAUGGUCGGCCUGCACACGUGUGGCGACUUGGCUCCCAGCACCCUGAGGAUGUUUGUGGCUAAACCGGAGCUGUCCGCAGUCUGUAGCGUGGGCUGCUGCUAUCACCUGCUGUCUGAGGAGUUUGACCCUGCCGGACAGGAGUGUUUGCACGGUGUGUGUGGCUUCCCUCUGAGUCAGUACCUCCGCCAAGGCUCCUGGUUCUGCGGCAGAAACGCCAGGAUGUCAGCGUGUUUGGCCCUCGAAAGAGUUUCACUCGGCCAAGGGAUUCAGAUGGAGUCUCUGUUUUACCGAGCCGUCCUUCAUGUUAUUCUGAGGGAUCACUACAGCUCCUUCAAAAGUGAAAAGCGAGUUGGGAAUGUCUACUCCAAGGCGAAGUCCUUCGUGGACUAUGUUCACCGAGCUCUACUCAGACUGGAAUUGGAUGAAUCAAAGCUCUCAGACAGGGACAUCCAGGAUUACCACGACACAUACAAACCGCGAAUGGGCGAAAUGCAUGCUUUUAAUUUGUUGAAGGUGACCCUAGCUCCCUGUAUUGAAGGUCUGAUUCUCCUUGACCGCCUCUGCUACCUGAAAGAACAGGAGGAUUUAUCAUUCUCUGCUCUGGUGCAACUCUUUGAUCCCCUCCUGUCACCGAGAUGCUAUGCUGUCGUUGGGCUGAAGAAUUAGAAAGACACAAUUUCAUCUUGAUGAUGAUUAUAAAUCGCUGCUGGCGAGCUCAUGAUUACACGUGAUUAUAUCAGCAAUCACACUUGAGUGGCUGUGUUAUGUGUGUGUUCUUUUCGUGUUCAUGCAGCCUCUGUUUUUCUUACAGCAACAUCUUGUUUUGUUUUAUAUUCUUUUACUGUUUUUGAUGAAAAAUAAAUCUUCAGUAUU